UACACUCUCUAGUCCCUACCCCUGUAAGAAAAGAAAAACUGAUGGAGAUUACUUGUUCUCAAAGGCUCUGCCAAAUUUUGAUCUGUUCAGCGGUUCAAAGAUGCCGGAUCUCUGAUCAACUAUGCAGACUAUCAGUUGUUCUUAAACGCUGUCCCGAUUCCGAUCCUCCUGUCAUUCGAGUUUCAAUUUCAGAUACUGGAAUUGGCAGCUGCUUGCAAGAGUUUCAGGGCCUGAUUUACAGAAGGAAUCACGCUUCAGCUGAGAAAUGGGAUGGAAUGCUUUUCAUAACCACUACAAGCAUUAGUGACAAUGAGAUAUUUCAUUACCAUUUAAAUUUCAAGGAAAGUGCUGCUGCAAGAAGGCUGACAAGGUUACCUUCAACAACGAAGAAUGGUUUGAAAUUUAGUGGGACUGAAGUAUCUCUGUCCACUUGGGAAUGCAUUGAUGACUUGGUAGAAGGGAUUACUUGCUUCUUCCAAAAGAUGCUCAUCUUAAAAGUUCCUAAAGUUGCAGUUGAAUUGGUGGUGGAACGAAUGACUGGAUCAAGAGAGAAUUUUCUUUUGGCAAAGGAUGACAACCUUUUACCUUGUCCUAUGUCAAAUAUUGAAUGUCUGGCUUUAGGCUUCCAAGAUUAUGUUCUUAAGCAUGGAAAUAUGUUUGAUAAACAAUGCCCAGCUUGCUUGUCAAGAAGAGAACAUUUGAAGGUUGGAAGUGGAGUGGCAUGCAGCUCUGACAGUCUUGCAAGUACAGGGCAGUUGAUGGAAGCUGUGGUUAUAUUUAGGGAAUUACCUGAUGCAUCAAGUCUUUCCUGCUUGAGGGAAUGCAGUACAACAAAGGUUAUAUAUUUUCAAGACUUCUUGCCAAGUGUGAUCCCUCAGUCACCUUUAAAUGCUUUGAGAAGUAUUGACUGGGAAAAUUAUGGUUUGACCAUAAAAACAUAUGUUGUGGGGGAAAGCGGCCAUGCAGUGAUAGAAUGGGAGAAUUUACCACCAUCUACCCAUAUUGACAUUGUACUUCACUGUUACCAUAAGAAGGUCAAAAUACCACGAACAUGGCAAAAGACUCAAGUUGACAGAAAUCUUGCCAAGAAAGCAGUAAAGCUCGCCUUGGAUAAUUUGAAGGAAAGAUAUAAAGGAACUCUCCUUAGUGCACAUGCCGUCAAGAUUUGCAGUUAUGCCCUGGAUCUUGCAAGAACAAUAUCCAAUCUGAUAUUAUUAUCCAAUGAUAAGGAGUUUCAAGGAGAAUGUCUAUCUCUUCUUGGAUUGCAGCCUCAACAGAUGGGCGAAGGAAAGGAAGUUGAGGAUUGCAUUCAGGAAAAGAUUAUUGCUGUUAUAGAAAUUAAUGAUAGAAAGUCACGGAAAAGCAGAAAUGCUCCAGAUUUCCUUUUUGAAGCAGAGAACAUUCAUGAACCAGAGGAUGAAGAGUUUCAAGGCGAGGAAGGUGUGAGUAUCUUGGAUCUAUAAUCAAAUCUUUGCUCAUAAUUCAUUUCUUUUACAAAAGUAAGCCUUAUACAAUAAUACCAAAUUGACAUUCCAAAGCCCAUUAUGAAGACCUCCUUGCACUUACACAUCCCCAGUUACAAGGUGUUUUUUUUCUCCAUUUCCAACGAUAGAUGCUAUUUUAUGCAUCAGAAGUAGAGCAAAUUCAAUCAAUCUCGAAGAUCUUCAUAUAAAUGAAGUACACCAAAGCCACAUGCCCUUUCAAUUCCAUAAAGGGUGCGUUUGGUAUCUGAGAAAGCUGUUUCCCGUUGGGAAGUUCCUUGUCAUUCUAUGAAAUCGUUGAAGGGCUUUCCUACAACUUUCCUUUUGUCAAUAAUUUUCUUAGAAACCAAAAGCAGCCUGAAUUACUUUUAUGCGGUUAUAAAUGGUAGUGUUAAACUCUCA
Nelumbo nucifera (sacred lotus) is the source of this 1883-nucleotide messenger RNA. Its product is annotated as type 2 DNA topoisomerase 6 subunit B-like. The record is from RefSeq and is a predicted model, not a curated record. Gene Ontology annotation, cellular component: condensed chromosome. Gene Ontology annotation, biological process: reciprocal meiotic recombination; meiotic DNA double-strand break formation. Gene Ontology annotation, molecular function: protein-macromolecule adaptor activity. Lineage: Eukaryota; Viridiplantae; Streptophyta; Magnoliopsida; Proteales; Nelumbonaceae.